AUGGCUGACGUUGCUCCGCAGUUCGGAGCAGAGCUCAAGGACUCCUUCAAGCCCGUCAACAAUUGGGUCUCGAAUGGUAUAUCCUGGGUGGAAGAAGUCAAUCAAUUUUAUCGCGAGCGCAGUGUGAUCGAAAAGGAAUAUGCCGCCAAAUUAACCGCCCUUUGUAAGAAGUACUAUGACCGCAAGGCGAAGAAGAUCAGCCCCUUGAGUGUCGGAGACACACCCACUCUGACACCGGGAUCCCUCGAAAGUGCAUCCUUGACGACAUGGACGACACAGUUGAAUGCCGUGGAAUCCCACGCUGCCGAGCGAGACAAGUUCGGAUCCGAGUUAAUAGUCCAAGUCGCGGACCCUCUCAAACAAGCCGCCGCUCAAUAUGAGGAAAUUCGCAAAUCCCAUUUCGACUACCAUACCAAGCUGGAAAAGGAGCGGGAGGCAGCUUAUGGUGACUUGAAAAAGGCCAAGGGCAAAUAUGACGGUGCGUGCCAGGAAGUUGAGUCCCGCCGAAAGAAGAUGGAGUCUUCUUUCGACCACGGCAAGAGCAAGGCAACGGCGGCAUAUCAACAACAAAUACUGGAAAUGAAUAACUACAAGAACCUCUAUCUUAUCAGCAUUAACGUGACAAACAAACUCAAGGAGAAGUUCUAUCAUGAAUAUGUCCCUGAAGUGAUCGACGGUCUACAAAACCUCAAUGAGACCCGGGUUGCGAGAAUGAACAUCAUGUGGACUCUCGCUGCCCAGUUGGAGAAGUCCUCCCUCCAAAGUAGCACGGACCAUGUUUCAAACCUGUUGGUUGAGAUUCCUCGCAACAACCCGCGACUCGACUCUUUGAUGUUCCUCCAACAUAACGUCACACAAUCACAAGAGCCGCCAAGCCUCGGAUUUGAACCUAGUCCCGUAUGGCACGAUGAUGCUUCAAUUAUCACCGAUGAAACAGCCAAGAUCUUCCUACGCAAUGUGCUAGGGAAGAGUAAGCUUCAAGUUCGUGAGUUACGCGUUGAGGCAGACCGCAAAAAGCGAGAGGUGGAAUCGGCCAAGAAGGUUCGAGAAAGCAUUCUCAGCGGCAAGGACAAUAGGAAUGAAGUGGAUGUUGUUCGGUCCAUAUUCUACAUGACAGAAUCCUUACAUGACGUGGACCGCAAAUGGGUCACAGCCGAGGUAGAAACAGCCACUAUCAUGGCCGUGGCUGGUGAUCUCUCAUUUGGAGUCCAAAACCACAACUUCCGCUCUCAAACAUUCAAGAUCCCGACCAACUGCGAUCUUUGCGGAGAGCGCAUUUGGGGAUUGUCUGCCAAGGGCUUUGAUUGCAGGGAUUGUGGAUACACCUGUCAUAGCAAAUGUCAGAUGAAGGUUCCGGCAGAAUGUCCCGGCGAGCAAAGCAAGGAAGACAAGAAGAAGCUGAAGGCUUCACGACAAGAGCAAGCUGGUGCUAUGCCUGCCGUGGAUCUUGAUUCCCCUGCUCCCUCCACUGCUGCUCCUUCGCUCACUCGCCAAAACACAAUGAAUUCGCUCAGUUCUGGAUAUGCGGCCAGCACAGCCCGGUCCGUGUCGAACGUUGCAACCCAGCCCACCCCAGAGCUACCAGGGGACGAGCCUCCAGCCCCGGUGGCUGAGACAAAGCCAGUCGCCGCGAAGAGAGCGCACAGGGUGCUCGCUCCUCCUCCGGCGGCUUAUGUGGCUGCGCCCCCGCCAAGCGAAUCCAAACCUAAAGAACCCCGAGGCAAGAUGCUCUACGCGUAUCAAGCCACCAGCUCAGAUGAGGUCACUGUGGAAGACGGGGAUGACGUAGCCAUCCUAGAAACUGACGAUGGUGGCUGGAUGCGCAUCCGCGCAGGUUCCAAAGAAGGCCUCGUCCCAACAGCAUAUGUUGAGGCCAUCGCCACACCUUCCCCAGUGCCCUCUGCCAGCCCGGCGAUGCCUGAGCGCCCUGGGUCGACUUACUCCAGUUCCUCUGCUUCUCUAGCCGGCAGUGCUGCAGCGAAACGGGUAGGACCCGCCGUUGCACCGCGAAGAGGUGCAAAGAAAGUGCAGUAUGUCGAGGCCCUGUACGAGUACGAAGCUCGCAGCGACAUGGAGUGGAACAUGGCAGAGGGCGAUCGAUUCGUGCUGAUCACUCGCGACGGCGGUGAUGGCUGGGCCGAUGUCGAGCGCGGCGGUGUCACCAAGAGCGUUCCCGCGAACUACAUCCAGGAGGUGUAA
Molecule: messenger RNA, 2199 nt
Organism: Penicillium olsonii
Lineage: Eukaryota; Fungi; Ascomycota; Eurotiomycetes; Eurotiales; Aspergillaceae
Source: the annotation of a GenBank genome assembly